AUGGAGUUUACAGUAUUGAGCAAAAUUGGAUCGUUUGAACGCACGUGGAAGAUUAUUUUUAUCAUUUAUGUUAUCGCGAGUGCAUCUGAAGCAGUUGAUCGAUUUGGGAUACCUUUCGCUGAGCAUCAUCUCAAGGGUCAAGGAAAUGUUGGACAUUUGGGAUUUCAGACCGGAGUGCCACCGAUAGUCGUCCAAAGGAGCAACCGCGCGCGCCCGCCAUUACAUCCGACCACGUCACGGAAGAGCAGUACUGGGGUAUCGGCUAAUAAUCAGAAAAGGACUGUUGUGACGUUGACUGAUCCCCUUCAUGAUUUGCGGCAAAUUCCGGGUGGAGACGAACAGACGCGAAAAGUGUAUGUCGCGAAAGCUGAUGAGGAGCGUGAUAAUCGAGUUGAGGAAGAAAAGAAGGCUGUAGACUCUUUGGACCCCCCGCUGAAGGCCUGGCCGAUCACAUCGUUUCUGGUUUUCCGUAUUCCUGGUGCUGCAAUUUACCUCAUAAUAUGUGCAGCUCUAGCGGCUACUAUUUACACGUGGUCGUUGGCAUGGAUUAAAUCGGAAGAUACAUUCCCGCUUUUCCAGUGCCCGAGUUCAUCUGUGGUUGAACAUGAUGUUAACGUCGAUGGUACAUAUUGCCAAUUGACCUUCUCAUUUGAUAACAUCACUAAUUACAGAGCAGCUGCUGUGGGCUUUCAAAAGGAUAAUGGAGUUGGCUCGACGUGUUGGAUACCAUCACGGUAUCAAUAUGAAGAUUGUGGACCGGGACAUCUUUGCUAUGUGCGAUGCAACGCGCCUGUGUCGUGUACGUUGGCUUUGAAUGGGCCGUCGGGUCAGCCGUCACCAAAACCGUUUGGUGGCAAUUCUUCAUGCGCUAAAACGGUGAAGUGGGGAGCGGAUGAGAACUAUUAUAUCGACCGUGGAUGUACGCAGACUAUUUACCUGCAACAAGAUCAGGCUACCACGGUGCCUCAAACGGCUAUCGCAGUUCAACCGUACUGCGAUCUUGGCAGUACCGUCUCGCCCGCAGACAUCAUCGGCAUCAGAGGAAUUUUCUUGGGCGCUCUUGUAUUUCUACUUAUCUAUAUUGUGGCAGUAUUGACGAUUCGUACAGCGUAUAAAAGGGUUAUGGAAACUCAUGCUGCGGAAUUGUCAAUAUUGGAACCUCACAUGAACGAUGUUCGAGAGGAUAUGCAUUCUGUGGUCGAGAGGAGAUGGUGUGGCUUGCCGGUGUCGGCUGGGCAACCGCAUGAUUCUUUGGAUCAUAAUGGACCGAAGUUCGAGACGGGGAGUCUAUUAGAAUUGAAUACUGCAGCUAAGCCAGGAAAGCCUCCGAUGACGUCAGCCGACCACAAGAGAAGGUUCGCAUCUGGAAGUUGGCGAUAUCGACUUAGGUUGAUGGCUGGUUUGAGAGCACGAAAGAAAGCUAUGGUCGCAUCGCGUGUUCGUAACAACACGGCAAUAAUGGGGAUCAGCUAUCUCCUGCUGAUCGUGUGCAUCAUGUGUUUGGUGCUUCUGGAUCAACCAUUGAAUUAUGUCCAAUUUUCCCCACGAGCUUUUCUGGAUCCGAUCGUCUACCCAGACACGCGUAAUUCUAGGCAGGGCUUAUAUGUUUGGCUCGACGUCCUGGCCUUCAGCGACUAUGUCAUAGAGUUUAUCGUUUUGAGUCUGGGAAUAGCAUCAUCAUUGUUCAAGAAAGGGAAGGAAAAACAGUCUACUGCAAAAAGUCCUCGUGAAAGUUCUCACGAGCUCAAUACCGCAUCUACUGGAGUAACGCUUUCAACGAGAGAUGUUGAGCUUGGAAUCGAGCCAUGUCCCAUUAAUGAGGAGGAAGGAGUUGAGGCUCGAAGUGACCCUGUAUUCCCUGAUAGUGUGUGUGCUAUAGUUCUGAUUCACACCGUGGUUUCGCCUGAUAUAAACUACAGCUACUUACCUGAGAAUAAUAGAAUUCUUGGAGCUUACUGGGCCAAUAAAAUUUGGAUACCAUAUGCUGGGAAAAAGACGACAAUGGGAAGUGGCGGUGGUGGUGAGUUGAAGUCUGGUAACUCUGGUGUAUUUGAGCCGAAGUCGAAUGGCGGUAUAAAUUCCACAUUUCGCUACGCCCUGAUGAUCGAUGAUAUCGAGACGGUUCUUCCCAGCACUUUCGACUUACAUUCAUUAAAUCUUGAAGAAACGAGACCGGCAGCAGUGCAUUUUCCUGUUACCAUCGAUCCGAGAAAUAGACCGUCACAAGAUUUGGCGAAGUUCGCGGAUAUGCAGUUAUUAUACCAGUUGACUUUGAUACGAUUUCAAUCGCAAUUUUUCGGGGCGGUUUUGUCUACACAGAGAGGAGUCAGUUUAUGGCAUAGAGGAACAUUGGAUAAGGUUUUGUAUGAACACGGGACGGAGCCGUUCAGUGUGAGUAACUUAUAUGCUGGGCUGUUGAUGUUACGGCAACGUGAUGAGGAUACAAUUGAAUUGGCUGAGGAACUGGCGCCGCAGACUUUUGGAAAAUCACCAUAUGUUGACGUCGGAUUUCGGCCGAGGAAUCUUCUGGAGUGCGUGGCACAGGAGACAGAGAGUGCAGCGCCAGCAAGAUUUAUGAUGCUAUAUCUUCGUGAGCUGCUUUGGGUACCAUCCCUCACUCACUUCCGAUCGGUUAUCAUGAAACCGUAUCUUUUCUUCAUUCCGAUUCUGUCGGGUAUCUUGGAUUUCUUGCGCCCUCUGCAUUUCGUACUGUUGUUUGGGUCGAACUGGCAAGAGCGUGCCUUGACUGGUGAUGAGAACUCCCUGCGAGUGGGUCUACGAGUUGACGAUAUUCGUGACAUACCGCCGUGCCCACCAAGUACAGAAGUUGACUGGUUUUCGGUUUGGAAAGGUGCGGGUCCUCAUGGAAAUAGCGGGGAUCAUCACCAUGCAGAGCGACAGCUUUCAGAGGAGAUGGAACCUGGGUCUUCCGAUGGACGGCGUGGCGGCUUAACCGACGGAGAAAUAUCGACUCCGCAUCACAUUGGAGCGCAUCGGACACGAGUUGUUCAUACGCCUACGGGUCACUCCCCAGUGGUGGAUCCACGGGUACCUCCUCCAGUUGUGCAGAGGAGUCCUCGAAGUAGGCCGCCGUUGCACCCCAGCACACCACGUAGGAGUAGACCGGGGAUGCUGGGUAGCAGCCCUAGAAGUUGGGCGCAAAGUGGUGGAGAGGCGAGGUCGCAGUUGCCGUCGAGCACAGCUAGUAGCAGUGAGAGAGGUCAGCAAAUGGUUGAUGAAGAGAAGGGGAAGGAAGCGGUUGAGGUGGUUGAGGACGCGGCGGCGGGUGGUGUGGUGGAGGCUAAUACGGGUGGCGAGAAUGGUGCCUCGGACGAGUCUUUCUACGAUGGAGAGUAUCUGGGUGCGGGGCCGAUCGAGCAGGGAGGCAAUCAGCCGCCGAGGUUCAGAGCUGAUACUUUCAAAUCAGAUGGAGGAGAGUCUGAUUUCAAUUCGGAUGCGGAGGGGAGUAUAGCGGGUGAUGGGGAGAUUGGUGGAAGAGGGCGGCUGGUUGGCAAGGGUGGAGUGCCGGUUUCAACGGAUAGGAGCUUUGGUGCUAUUCUCAAGCAGGAGCGACAGUACCUGAGAGCUCGUACGCCUCCGCCUUUCCUUUCCCCCUUGCCUGAGAUUGUCCGCGUGUUGGGUGCGAUAAUUGCAUUAGUGCUCGCGGUGGGGGUGGCGGUUACUAUAAUGGUUGGCUCGUUCGGCUGGGUGACGGCAUUGAACUGCCCCUUUCCGGCGGUGCCGUUUGCAGCAACGGAGAAUAUUGAUGGGUUGUAUUGUCGUGUUAGAGUGUCGUAUGCAAGUAGCAUACAGUUGCAGCAGGAUUGGUCGAGGAUUUAUGCUCCUUUCACAGCUAGUGUUGAAGAUUCAAGUGGAAGUUUGGGCUGUCGCCAGGAAGGCAGCAACGAGGUGAAUUGUCUCUCAACACUUCCUUGUGAUUUCACCGUCCAACUCUCGGGAGGCAGCAGUUGCCCGUCUGACGCUAUUUUAUGGACUCAGGGAGGAACUAACGAUGUCAUAUUGCCGUUUGAUGGGUCCUGUCGGUACCUCCUAGCUCUUGACCUACAGCAGAGUUUCGUGUCUGGUGCUGGGAUAAGCGUGGAGCCGUUCUGUACGACUGAUGGAGAAGUCCCACCGGGAAAGGUGAUCAUUGCUAACGCUCUAUUGAUACUCUGCGCUGGUUGGAUCAUCUUCGUCGUCAUUGGCGAGAUUCGCUUCUACGUAAAUCGUCAGAAGAGAGCUCGUAUGGAAAAAAUCGAUCGAGCAGUGAUGGAGCGAAAAUUGCCUGGGAUUCACGCAGCGUACCGUCGGCGAGUACAGGCCAGCUGGACGGAGCAGGCGAAUCGAGAACAUAGACGAUUGCUUGAGAAGCAAGCUGAAGAACAACACAGCGAUACUGAUUCUGUGAAAUCACCGCAGUCUGUGUUUUCGGUCGACGUGGAUUCGCCCUCGGGUUUGCGGAGUAAUGUUCACAUGGCGUUCGAGCAUGGGAAUCUGCAGGACCUUGCUGGUGGUUUGGUGAAGACGGUGGACGAGGAAGGUAAUCCGAUCCAUCCCUAUGCUCGCUUCCAAAGCAAGGAGUGGCGAGCUAGAGUGUCGGUGGCGUUGCUGGAGAUACAAUAUCGAGCGAAGACCGCAUUGAGGAGAGGUGUAUUUUAUUGGGCAUUAACUCUCAUUUUAUCGUGGCUUCUAUUGUUUCUCUGUUGCCUUCUGGUUGUCGCGGUCUUUCCUGAUCAAGUUUAUCAGAAUUCUGGAAAGUUGGACCUAUGGGAUUAUAUAAGGAACGGAGCUGAUGGAGAAUCGGUGCCUGUGGUAGCGGUCAUCGACUGGCUUGUUCUUCUCGAUGGUCUCAUCCUCACUAUUCUAGCCUUCUUGCCAGCCCUGCUAAGCUCAUGUUGGCCACCUCUUCCAGUGUCGAGGAAGGGUCGGGAUGGACGUAGUGUUUCUGAGAGCGUAAAUGCUGGUGCUGGUGCUGUUGCUGGUGGUGUGCCGAUGGGCGUUUUGGGGGAGGGGAAUGAGCAGAGUGGCGAAUUGGUUACAGACGUUUGUGUGAUCGUUGCGAUGCGCAGUGGAUGCUGUACGGAUCCUGUGAAGCGCGGUCGAGUGCGAAAGAUACUCAGGAGAUGCACAACAUUGCUCCCUCCGAAAGUCCAUGGUUGCAGUCCAAUAUUCGUAGUGGAGGUUGGAGAAGGGUUAUCACCUGCAGAUGACUGCUGCAAGAUGAUUCAAGACUUCGUCUCUCCAGACGUGAAUUACGCCUACCUUCCCGAGGAUAAUAAAGCUAUGGCGAUUUACUGGGCGAACAAGUCGUGGAUACCCUCGGUUUUGCGGUGGGCGAAUCCACAGGAGAAUCGAAACUCAGCAUUCCGAUAUGCUCUUUUGAUAACGGACGCUGAUUCUGACGAUGAUAUGAUGCUGCCCGUGGCCUUGGACCUCAACACUCAGAAGUAUCGUCGAGAAGGCACCAAAGUGGUGUGGUAUAUGCCUACGGUGCGGGGCGUCAGCAACAUGCCGUCAGUAACACUACGUGAUUAUAUAGUCAAGCAAAGGGCAAUAAUGUCUUUUACUCAAGAGAAGCUGGGUGGAUCGUGUGUUGUAACUCCGUUGAAGGCAGUGUCUCUGUGGGAUCGGGCGGCCCUUCACAAAACCCUCGCAGGAUUUGUGGGAGUCAAUGAUACCCAUUCUCCUGGUUUAUUACAGCCAUCGUUGAUGAUGGAGCAGUACUUGAGACAUGAUUUCGAAACUUGUAUGGGAGGCAGUCAGAUUCGUACUGAUACCGGGAGUAGCAAUUUCGCUUCGGAGUGUGGACGGUGGUAUUUUCGGUUGCGUAUGUUUGUUGUCGCUUUCGUCCCUACUAUUCGGCUGAAGGGUUGCUGUUCUCGAGAGGCUCUCGUUGGUCGAAUUUGGUCGUUCAUAGCGGACGUUGUUCCAACUAUUGUGAUAAUAUUGAGGCCAUUUUUACUGGUAUCUAUAUUCGUUCGGCAACCGGCUCUUAUAGGCGUAUAUUUCGGGAUAUACUUCGUUAUUUUCCAUGGUAUUUCGGUGGCCCUGAUGGCUAUUACACUCCGAAACCGUCGAGAUGUCCGUCGCCAAUGGAAUUGGUUCACUGCAAGUAUCAUAUUCCCCUUCUAUAAAAUAUACCAAUACGUUGUUGAUAUCUACCCUGCUCUUCUUCAUGUGAUGUUUUCAGUCAAUCGCGUACCAGGCGGACGUCAGAGCACGCGAACGGGAGCCUCAAUGCCACUUCCUCCUGCUAAGGAUGUUGACUGGUUCACCGUGUGGAGAGCGAGUUCACAUUCUGCAUCGAGCUUGCCCAAUGCAGAUCCCGAACCCAGCAGCGCACAGAGGAGAAAAUAUAAGAAUCGUCGCAAGAACGAUCAGUAGAUUCAGUCGCUACUACGAGUCUCGUAAUCAACGAAUUGUGUCUGUUAUUCUUGUCUUCAUUGUUCUGCUGGAACCGUUGUUGUAGAGCCUUUGAUAAAAACAACAACACAAACGUACGUAUGAAAGUGAAGAUUUUCGCCUGCUUACUUUCUCUAUUCUGUGUCUAUUAUAUGACAGUAAGUCGGUCUCAGAUGGCAGGCGGCCUGAAGGAAUCGGUUUCGA
Molecule: messenger RNA, 6606 nt
Organism: Perkinsus marinus ATCC 50983
Lineage: Eukaryota; Perkinsozoa; Perkinsida; Perkinsidae
Exons: 56
Coding region: 1-6384 (2127 amino acids)
Source: RefSeq, a predicted model, not a curated record